Molecule: messenger RNA, 1507 nt
Organism: Piliocolobus tephrosceles (Ugandan red Colobus)
Lineage: Eukaryota; Metazoa; Chordata; Mammalia; Primates; Cercopithecidae
Gene: H1-10
Product: H1.10 linker histone
Exons: 1
Coding region: 375-1016 (213 amino acids)
Biological process (GO): nucleosome assembly
Cellular component (GO): nucleosome
Molecular function (GO): structural constituent of chromatin; DNA binding
Source: RefSeq, a predicted model, not a curated record
CAGCGCGCACGCCCAGCGAGCUCCAGAGGCGCCAGUGGAAGCUGCGGCGGUGUCUCGCGUUCGGCGGGAUUUCUCUUCGCUCCAACUCGGCCUAGGUCUGCGUCCCCAGCUCCAACCGCCGGCUCGGACUCGGUCUCUGACCCCAACUCGGUCCCCUAGCCCGGCCCCGGCUCCGGGCCCCCCAACCCUCGCUCCGGCCCGGCCCGGCCCCCACCCCAGCCCUGCCGCCCGGCCCCAGGCCCGGCCGCGGCCGCUCCCGCCUGGAGCCGCCGCGCGCCCCCAGCCCCCCUGCACCCCCUCGGCCCCUCGCCUUCCUCUUCCCGGCGCGGCCCCCCGGCUUCCGCGCGCCGCCCGCCACCAACCCGCUUGCUACCAUGUCUGUGGAGCUCGAGGAGGCCCUGCCGGUAACGACCGCCGAGGGGAUGGCCAAGAAGGUGACCAAGGCUGGCGGCUCGGCGGCGUUGUCCCCAUCUAAGAAGAGGAAGAACAGCAAGAAGAAGAAUCAGCCGGGCAAGUACAGCCAGCUGGUGGUGGAGACCAUCCGCAGGCUGGGCGAACGCAACGGCUCGUCGCUAGCCAAGAUCUACACCGAGGCCAAGAAGGUUCCGUGGUUCGAUCAGCAGAACGGGCGCACCUACCUCAAGUACUCGAUCAAGGCGCUGGUGCAGAACGACACGCUUCUACAGGUGAAGGGCACCGGCGCUAACGGUUCCUUCAAGCUGAACCGCAAGAAGCUGGAGGGCGGCGGGGAGCGGCGCGGAGCCCCGGCGGCCGCCACCGCCCCGGCGCCCACCGCGCACAAAGCGAAGAAGGCGGCUCCAGGCGCGGCCGGCUCCCGGCGCGCGGACAAGAAGCCCGCCAGGGGCCAGAAGCCGGAGCAGCGCUCGCACAAGAAGGGCGCUGCCGCCAAGAAGGACAAAGGCAGCAAGGCCAAGAAGACGGCGGCCGCCGGGGGCAAGAAGGUGAAGAAGGCGGCCAAGCCCAGCGUCCCCAAAGUGCCCAAGGGCCGCAAGUGAGCGUGCCGGCUGAUCAGAGCGGCCGGCGUGGGCUUUUCAGUGUUUUUGUUUUUCUACCCCAAGUGACGUAGAUUUUGUACGGCUCGCCCUGGCCGGGGCCGCGGGGCCUGGUGUGAGCCUCAGGGAGGGGCCCCAGGUUCUCUCUGUCUUUCCCCUCCCCCAACGAUGUAGCGUUUUUCGUUGUUUGCUUUAGGUUUUUGAAACAGCCCUGGCGACGCCUCUAUUGGCUCUCGGCCUUGGCAACGGUCGUCGUCAUGGUUACUGGCCCUUAGGCGCUGGUGGCCGAGGCCGCGCCUGCCCACCGGGCGGGGGCCGCUGGUUGGCCGGGCCCAGGCGCGCGGGGACGCGGAGGCCGCGCAUCCCUUCCCGGCUCCCCACCCUCCCUGCUUUUGGGUGCGCGACAAACAAUCGCUUCGGGCUCAGGGCUGCGCGGCGCUUCCCUUCAUUCCAUGGGCCUAUUUUUGGGCACAAUAAAGCGUUUAAACCUUUCA